AUGCGGUUUGGGAAGACCCUCCGCACUGCGGUGUACCCUCCCUGGAAAGGAAAGUACAUCGACUACGCCAAACUUAAGACACUUCUGAGAGAGCAUGAUGUCACUGGGGAGGAUGCCAGCGACUCGGACGACGAUCAAUGGACCGAGCAGGACGAGGAGGCCUUUGUGCAGGAACUACUCAAUGUGCAGCUGGACAAAGUGAAUUCCUUCCAGGCAGAGACCUCACAACAACUCCGAGAACGUACAACUGCUUGUGAAGAUAAAUUGCGACCAUUGGCACCCGCCCCGGAGCAAGACGCCCCCGCGCUCGACGAUCAGAAGAAGAGAACAAUUGCUUCGGAGGUUCUUCAAGAGCUGGACAACAUUACAAAGGAAGUCAGUGCCUUGGAAAAAUACAGUCGGAUCAACUUUACAGGCUUCCUCAAGGCUGCAAAGAAGCAUGACCGAAAGCGUGGAGCCCGAUACCGAGUGAAACCGUUGCUCCAAGUGCGACUUUCCCAAUUACCUUUCAACUCGGAGGACUAUUCCCCUCUUGUCCACCAGCUCUCAGUGAUGUACUCCUUUGUUCGAGAGACAUUGAGUCAAGACAUCGUGCAACCAAAAGAGCCAGAGCGUGGAUUUGGCCGUGAGACAUACUCUUCCUACAAAUUCUGGGUCCACGAAGACAAUGUUUUGGAAGUGAAGACUCAUAUUCUCCGCCGUCUCCCCGUUCUGAUCUAUAACCCCGGAACCUCCAAGGACCUCGAUACCCUGACUGAAGACCCGACCAUUACCUCCCUAUACUUUGACAACCCUCAAUUCGACCUCUACAACCAGAAGGUUGCACGAGCCCCCGAGGCUGGAUCUUUGCGACUUCGCUGGACGGGGUCACUGAAGGACAAGCCUGCUGUGUUCCUGGAGAAGAAGAUUGUCACUGAAGACGACGAAAGCCGACAGGUCAAGAUCCAGCUUAAGAACAAGCAUAUCAAGGAAUUUUUGGACGGCCAAUACCGGUUCGACAAGAAGGUCAACCGUAUGGAGGACUCUGAAAACGGAGAGUCAGCAGCCGCGGAAGCUUUGAAAAAGGAUAUUGAUGAGCUCCAGUCCUUUGUCAAGGAGAAUGACCUGCAACCUAUGCUCCGUGCCAAUUACACGCGCACUGCAUUCCAAAUCCCCGGUGAUGACCGCAUCCGCAUCUCUCUUGAUACAAACCUUGCCCUGAUUCGGGAGGAUUCUCUCGACACCGAACGUCCCUGUCGCGACCCAGCUGAGUGGCACCGCGCCGACUUGGAUGAUGCCGACAUGACCUAUCCCUUCAACAACAUCAGAACGGGAGAGAUCAAUCGCUUCCCCCACGCUCUACUCGAGAUCCAGCUUCGGGGCAAGGCCCACAACACUGAGUGGAUUAACGACCUGAUGGUAUCCCAUCUGGUCAAGGACGCUCCUCGAUUCUCCAAAUUUGUUCACGGUGUUGCUUCAUUGUUCGAGGACCAUGUUAACAGCUUCCCCUUCUGGCUUGGUGGGCUGGAAAAUGAUAUCCGCCGCGAUCCCGAAACUGCAUUCCACGAAGAGCAAGAGAGAUUGGCACGACGAGCCGAGGAAGAUGUCGCGGUGGGCAGUUUCAUGGGUGGAGCAAACAGCCCAACUCCCCGUGCCCUUGUUGGCUCACCCUACCACCACUCUUACGGAGGCUCUCCCACUGUUGUACGGAGACAAUCAGCCAUCACCGAGCCUGCACCGCGGCCCUCCCGCCCUUCAAUUCCCCAUAUACAGCCCCAAGAGCCCGAAUAUGAUGACGAACCCGAAGAAGAGCCUGAACCGCCUUCUCGCCUCGAGUCCAUUCUUAAGACUGUGGGAUUGUCCCCUGAGCGCUGGCUUGGACAGGCUCCUGUUUCCCUGCCUCCUGGCGUCCGACACCCUGGUAUCUGGAUCAAGGAUGCUGGCCCCGUUCGUGUUGAAAGCAAGGUUUGGCUGGCCAACCAGCGAACUUUUAUCAAAUGGCUGCACAUCAGUAUCCUGUUGUCGAGUCUGUCCCUCGGUCUCUAUAACGCCGCUGGCAAGCACAACCGAAUUGCCCAGACCCUAGCUGUGGUGUACACAUUCUUUGCCAUCUUUGCUGCAGGAUGGGGUUGGUUCAUGUACGAGAGACGGGCACGACUCAUCCGUCAGCGAAGCGGCAAGGACCUGGAUAACAUGAUCGGUCCUAUCGUUGUCUGUAUCGGGUUGGCCAUUGCCUUGGUCUUGAACUUUAUCUUCAAGUACUCCGCGGCACUUGCGCAACAUGAUAAUCCCCCCUCCGUCGAUGUGCCUGUUUACUCCAACUCGUCGGCUGCAUUUGACGGUAAUUCGGGGGCUCAGUGGGCCAGUCAGGGCCAACAGGUUCUUUAG
Penicillium nucicola is the source of this 2367-nucleotide messenger RNA. Its product is annotated as SPX domain protein. The coding region runs from base 1 to 2367 and encodes 788 amino acids. The transcript is spliced from 2 exons. Gene Ontology annotation, cellular component: fungal-type vacuole membrane; vacuolar transporter chaperone complex. Lineage: Eukaryota; Fungi; Ascomycota; Eurotiomycetes; Eurotiales; Aspergillaceae. The record is from RefSeq and is a predicted model, not a curated record.